Messenger RNA from Micromonas pusilla CCMP1545, 3135 nucleotides. Its product is annotated as cold-shock protein. The record is from RefSeq and is a predicted model, not a curated record. The transcript has 2 exons. Bases 1 to 2985 code for a protein of 994 amino acids. Gene Ontology annotation, molecular function: nucleic acid binding. Lineage: Eukaryota; Viridiplantae; Chlorophyta; Mamiellophyceae; Mamiellales; Mamiellaceae.
AUGUCGUCGUAUCCGUCGCAGUCCUCGGACGGCCCGCGGACGCGAUCGCGCGCGGCGGCGACCGCCGGCGGCGACCGAUCGGCGUCGUCGUCGUCGUCGAUCGGCGCCGCUGCGCGAUCGCGCGACGACGAUCGCGGUGAUGGCGACGACGCGCGCGAUCGCCGCGACGACGCCCGCGGCGGCGGCGGCGGCGGCGGCGGCGGCGUCGCCAUCACCGCGCCGCCGCCGCCGCAUCCCGCGCGAGGCAGAGACGACGACGCGAGGACGACGACGACGACGACGGCCGCCGCCGCCGGCGACGACGCCGCGUCCGUGAGAGGCGGCGCGGACGGAGUACGAUGGGAGUACGGCGCGAUCGCGACCCUCCGCGACUCGUUCGGGUUCGUCCGCAGGCAUCACAAGCCCGGGCCGCAGCUCUUCUUCCACGCGUCGGAGGUGAGCGAGGGGAUCGCGACGCUAAAGCCCGGGGACGACGUCCGGUUCGUGCUCCGCGAGGCGGUCCCAGGCGCGGGCGCGAGAGACCGCGAGAGCAAGCCGAACGCGACGCGGGUGGAAAAAGUAAACGCGGACGAGAUGCGUCCCGUCGUGAAGCGCGCGGCGGUCGUGGGCGAGGUCGUGCGCGCGCUGCGGGGGAAGACGAAGCUCGAGUCGUACGGAGGGAGGAUAUCGUUUCAGAUCGGCAGCGGCGACGCGCCGGCGGCGGGGUUGGACGACGACGCGUUCCCGGCGCUCGGCGGCGGCGGCGAGAAGCGUCCGGCGGCGGCGGCGGCGGCGGCGGCGGCGGCGCCUUCCCCGCGAUUCGAUUCGAUCGAGUUCACCGGGGUCGACCUCGCGGACUCGUGCCCGCGUCUCAAGCUCGGGGACGUCGUGAUCUUCGACGUCGUCGUGGACCGGUUCACGGACGAGCGCAAGGCGGCGCGCGUGCGGCUCUCGAACGCGGCGCGGGUGGGAGCCGGCGGCGGCGGCGCGGCCGGGUCGGCGGGCGACGCGGUCGCGCCGUCCCUCCCGGAUAAGGGCACGGACGCGUCCGGGCGCGAGCUCGGGCGCGUCGAGAAGCUGACGCACUCGUACGGGUUCAUCCGCAAGAUCGGCGGCGGCGGCGCGGGCGGCGGCGGUCGCGCGUCGCCGUCGCUGUUCUUCCACUACUCCGCGCUGGAACGCGGGUGCUUCGAGGACGACCUCGCGAUCGGCCUCCCCGUGCGGUUCACGCGAGCGAGCGACGGCAGGGCGGGGAAGCCGACCGCGUCGCGCGUCGCGUUCGCGAAGGACGAGGAGCCGCUCGCGAGGGAGCUGGAGAAGGAGGAGAGGGAGGCGGCGUCGGCGGCGAGGCGCGCGGCGCCGAAUCCGUCGGACGGCGACCGGUGGGGCAAGGCGGCGGAUUCGAACUCAUCAAACGCCCGGGGGGGCGCGUCCGACGCGGACUUAGCCGCGGCGGCCGCCGCCGCGGCCGCGGACGACGACCACGAGUACGGCGUCGUCGCGCAGAUGAAAGCGAGCUACGGGUUCAUUCGAUGCUGCGACCGCGCGAACGAUUUGUUUUUCCACUUCACGGAGGUGCGAGGCGGCGAACGAGCGAUCGACGUCGGCGCCGAGGUGCGUUUCGUCUUGGGCCGCGGGCGCGGCGGCGGCGGGGAUAAGCCCGUCGCGACGCGCAUCGAGCCCGCGCCGAAGGGCAGCGCGGUGUUCGAGACGAUCGAGCCGGAGGUUCGCAGAGGCGUCUGCGUCGCGAGGCUGGUCUUCGGCCGCGCGGGAGGAUCAGGGGGAUCGUUCGGCGGCGGCGCGGGUGGGCGCGGCGAUCGCGACGGCGGGACGAACGGCGCGGUGUCGUUCGAGCCGCGGCCGGAUGAGCCCGAGUACGUCCCUCCCGAGGAAGCCGCCCCGGCGGCGGCGGCGGAGGGCCCCGAGGGGGAUGUGGAGGAGGAGGUGGCGGCGACGGAGGAGACGAGCGACGCGCCCGCGGCGACGGAGGGGACGGUGGAGGGCGCGGCGGUUUCCGCGGCGGGUUCGAAAAAGGAGAAGAAGCUGUCGCCCUCCGCGGCGCGUCCCCCCUCGCGGUCGCCGACGCUGCCCUUCUCGCGCGCCGGGCUCGCGGACGCCAAGACCAACCCGCGACCCGGGGACGUCGUGACGUUUCAGAUUCGCGUCGAUCGGCGAACGAAACGUCGCGGCGCGUGCAACGUCGCCGUCGUCCGACACAAGGGCGUCGUCCGCGGCGUCAAGGGGGGCGGUUCGUACGGCUUCGUCGUGCACUUCGACGACGGCGCCGUCCUGGAGGAGCUCCCCGAGGGCGAGGCGGGCGACGAGGACGACGACGCGACAGCAGCGAAAGGGAAGACCGCGGUCGCGAAGGAGGCGAAAGAGAAGGAAGACGAAGCGGCGAAAUCUUCGCUUAAGGAAGACGAACCGUCAAAAGAACCGUCGCAGCUCGUGGGCUACCUCAGCACGGUGGGCCUCGGCGACGCGCCGCCGCCGGAGAUCAUCCUCAAUCCCCGCUUCAAAAAGACCAAGUACCGCGGCGUCCCGACCAAGGUGUUCUUCCACGGCAGCGAGUGCGAGAACGGCGUGACGCUCAACGAGGGCGACGAGGUGGAGUACACCUUGUCGAUGCCGAGCAAAGGCUCGACGAAGGAGCCGUGCGCGCGGCGGAUCGUGCGGACGAAGGAGACGCCGCAACCCAAGCGUCCGACGUUUACCAACGUCCGCGAUGGCGACGGCGACGGCGACGGCGACGGCGACGGCGACGGCGGCCGGCCGGAGGGGUCGAAGUUCGGAGGCGGCGGCGACGCCUCGCGCGUCGUCGAGGCGAAGAUGCCGGACGGCACGCGAGGGUUCGCGAUGGGACGCGGCGCGGGGCUGGCUGAGGCGGCGAGCGCGGCCAUCUCGCGGCUGAAGAUCGCGGCGCGAUUGUUCACGCCGCCGUCGCCGAGGAGCGCGGCGGAGUCGCCGACGCCGCCGCCGGAGCAGGUGGAGGACGCGGAGGAGUGAGAGGCGGCGGCGGCGGCGGCGGCGGCGCGUUCGUUUGUUCGCGCGGGUGAUUGCGUUUAUGAGGCGGGGCGAGGCGGGGCGGGGGAGCGGCGUCGACGCGGCGAGCGAGAGAAAGUUGAACAUUUUGACAUGGCGACGACUGCGACCACU